Siniperca chuatsi (mandarin fish) is the source of this 691-nucleotide messenger RNA. Lineage: Eukaryota; Metazoa; Chordata; Actinopteri; Centrarchiformes; Sinipercidae. The record is from the annotation of a RefSeq genome assembly.
AUGGCACAUCCCUCACAGCUAGGCUUUCAAGAUGCAGCUUCACCUGUUAUAGAAGAACUCCUUCAUUUCCACGACCACGCCUUAAUAAUUGUGUUCCUAAUUAGCACGCUAGUACUUUACAUCAUUGUGGCCAUGGUCUCCACCAAACUCACCAAUAAAUACAUCCUGGACUCCCAAGAAAUUGAAAUCAUCUGAACUGUUCUUCCAGCAGUUAUUCUUAUCCUAAUUGCCCUCCCCUCUCUACGCAUUCUUUACCUUAUAGAUGAAGUUAACGACCCCCAUCUCACAAUUAAAGCCAUAGGACAUCAAUGGUACUGAAGCUACGAGUAUACAGACUACGAAGACCUCGGAUUUGACUCCUACAUAAUCCCAACACAAGAUCUAACUCCCGGACAAUUUCGACUCCUAGAAGCCGACCACCGAAUAGUAAUCCCAGUGGAAUCCCCAAUCCGAGUCCUAGUAUCUGCUGAAGACGUUCUCCACUCCUGAGCAGUCCCAGCACUAGGCGUAAAAAUAGACGCAGUCCCCGGCCGCCUGAAUCAAACAGCCUUCAUCGCAUCCCGACCAGGGGUCUUUUACGGACAAUGCUCUGAAAUUUGUGGGGCUAACCAUAGUUUUAUACCCAUCGUAGUAGAAGCAGUACCCCUAGAACACUUUGAAAAUUGAUCAUCUCUAAUACUUGAAGACGCCU